AGUGUGCGUGAGAGAGAGAGAGGUGUGGUGUGGUGUGGUGUGGGGGUGAUGGAGGCGGAGGAGGCGUCGGCGAAAAGGGCGAGGGCGAGCGAGGACGGAGAGGGCGCGGCGCCCAUGGCAGUGGAGGACGGAAAGGAGGCGGCGGCGGCGGCGGGGGACGGCAUCUCCGCCGUGAUCCCGGGCUGGUUCUCCGAGAUCAGCCCCAUGUGGCCAGGAGAAGCUCACUCCUUAAAGGUAGAGAAGGUAUUGUUUCAGGGGAAGUCGGACUACCAAAAUGUAUUGGUUUUUCAGUCAUCUACCUAUGGGAAAGUUCUUGUCUUGGAUGGAGUCAUUCAAGUGACAGAAAGGGAUGAGUGUGCUUACCAAGAAAUGAUCACACAUCUUUCACUUUGCUCUAUCCCUGAUCCUAAAAAGAUUUUGGUUAUUGGAGGUGGUGAUGGUGGUGUUCUACGUGAAGUAUCACGCUAUUCUUCAGUGGAACAAAUUGACAUAUGUGAAAUUGAUAAGAUGGUUGUUGAUGUUUCUAAACAAUUUUUCCCUCACUUGGCUAUUGGAUUUGAAGAUCCCCGUGUGAAUCUACAUAUUGGAGAUGGAGUGGCAUUCAUGAAGAGCCUUCCUGAAGGCACUUAUGAUGCAGUUAUCGUGGAUUCCUCUGAUCCCAUCGGUCCUGCUCAAGAACUGUUUGAGAAGCCUUUUUUCGAAUCAGUGGCAAGAGCGCUCCGUCCAGGGGGUGUUGUGUGCACCCAAGCAGAGAGCAUAUGGUUGCAUAUGCACAUCAUCGAAGAUAUUGUUUCUGUGUGCCGCCAAGUCUUCAAGGGCUCAGUAAAUUAUGCAUGGACAACCGUGCCUACUUACCCAAGUGGGGUUAUUGGUUUCAUGCUUUGCUCCACUGAAGGGCCGUCAGUCGACUUUCAGCAUCCAGUCUACAAGAUAGAAGAGAAUGACGAAUCCAACAAAUCAAAAGGACCCCUCAAAUUCUACAAUUCAGAGAUCCAUUCUGCUGCAUUUUGUCUGCCCUCUUUCGCCAAGAGGGUCAUCGAAUCGAAGACCGACUAAGGCAUCUAUGAUGCUACUGGCUUUGUCCAUGCAGAUCAUCAGGGAGAGUUGUAGGGUGGAGGAUUUAUUUAUUGUCUCCUUUCAAGUAGACUGUUUGAGAUUACAUUUUUUUUUUUUUUAUCUAUUAUGCUUAUGCGACGCCAGUGUGCGGUUCGCUGACACAUGUUCUACAGUGAUUUCCACCUGAGAGGUCUCUGCUCUCUAAUGGCAGAAAAUUUUCAUGUAGACCAUUUGGCAGAAUUUUGUGUGAUUUUAGCAUUACUGUUUUUCUCAAUAAUUGCUUAUUCUUACCA
Molecule: messenger RNA, 1349 nt
Organism: Ananas comosus (pineapple)
Lineage: Eukaryota; Viridiplantae; Streptophyta; Magnoliopsida; Poales; Bromeliaceae
Product: spermidine synthase 1
Exons: 9
Coding region: 49-1056 (335 amino acids)
Biological process (GO): spermidine biosynthetic process
Cellular component (GO): cytosol
Molecular function (GO): spermidine synthase activity
Source: RefSeq, a predicted model, not a curated record